Molecule: messenger RNA, 813 nt
Organism: Macadamia integrifolia
Lineage: Eukaryota; Viridiplantae; Streptophyta; Magnoliopsida; Proteales; Proteaceae
Exons: 1
Coding region: 1-813 (270 amino acids)
Biological process (GO): chromatin remodeling
Cellular component (GO): nucleus
Source: RefSeq, a predicted model, not a curated record
AUGGGAAAAAGCAUGGACUUAAUAGAUGUUAUACAGAGAAGACAGAUUAACGUCGUAUGUAUUCAAGAGACAAGAUGGAAAGGUAACAAAGCAAAGGGGUUAGAUGACUCCAAACUAUGGUACCUGGGUGAUGAAAGCGGAAGAGGUGGAGGGGGCAUAGUAGUGGAUAGAGACCUUAAAAAUGAAGUGGUGGAUGUUAAAAGAUUUGGAAGCAGGAUCAUCGCUAUUAAACUUGUGCUAGACGGUGAGACAAUCAAUAUAGCUAGUGCUUAUGCGCCCCAAGCAGGACUAGAUGAGAGUGUUAAACUACUAUUUUGGGAACACAUGGAUGACUUGGUGCAAGGUCUUGGACAGGGAGAGAAAAUUAUUAUCGAAGGAGACCUUAAUGGGCAUGUGGGCAAGGAUUGUAGAGGCUAUGAAGAUGUACAUGGUGGAUUUGGAGUUGAAGAGAGGAAUGCAGAGGAGAUCUUAAUGUUGGACUUUGCGACAUCGUAUGACUUUUGCAUUGCAAAAACCUUUUUUGAGAAAAGGGAGGAACAUUUGAUUACCUACAAAAGUGGACAGCACACAAGUCAAAUUGAUUUCUUCUUCAUGAGAAGAUCUGACAGAAUGUUAUGUAAAGACUAUAAGGUUAUACCUAGAGAGAGCCCAACUUCUCAACAUCAACUGGUGAUCUUGGAUGUAUACCUAAGAAAGCGAAAAUGCAAGAAGAUACAACAGAUCUUUCCUAAGAUAAAAUGGGGGCGACUACAAGGAGCGCUAUUAAAAUCUUUUACUGAUAAAGAUGAUGACCUAUAUCAAGAAUGUGGAUAA